UCGUCUUCUUAUCUCUUGAAGAGAGGAGUGAGGAUAUGUUUUAACUUUAAGCAUUUUGAAAGCAAAUGCUAAAAUAUUCGGCCUAGUUUUUUUACUCUUUUUUUAUAUAUAUAUUUUGCCAAAAAAAUCAUCCCUUUCUCUUGGGUCAAGAAAGUAAACCCAAAGAAGAUUAGCCCAAUCGCAAAAGCUGCAGGCUCCACUCUGGAUCUCACCAUCAACUUGGCGUGUGCAACGAGUUGGUCUAUGUCAGACUAUACCAAGUUAAAUCGAUACUUGAAUUGAAUUACACCAAAUCGAAUAUAUUAUAUAAUUUAUUGGUCCUAUAAAUUUUAUAAAUAUUGAAGAAAAUGAACAAAAAUUAAUAUUUGGACCGACCAACCGAGCCAAAGUAGACCGCGAUCCUACUGAAUUUGGUUCAAUCCGGACUUUACCGGAAAGUUGCGCACCCAUCAACUGCUUUCACUUUCAAGAUUGAAAAUAUGAGGCGUUUGUAUCCAAUUUCUCCAGACCUUUAAUUUUCAAUAAGUCAAAGUCAACUGAAAGGAAAUUAUGCAAGUCUUCAAUCCAUUUCGGGCCGUUGGAUCAGAUAUUUUGACCCCACAAGAUGGACGUCUGCAUCAGUCCAUAAAAUGUAAAUGCACCCACCGAAUUCCCCUUCUCCGGAGUCCGGCCCGGGCUUAAGAACAGUCCAUGGGCCGACUCAAAGCCCAAUUGCGCUCGGUUGCCACUUAAGAACACGUGGCGAGCGCAGAACGCUACAUCCGGAGAAUCGACGCGAAACGGGUCGGCCGCCACGCCACCCAUCGUGGCGGCGGCGGAGGUCGAGAUUGGAGAAGAAGAAUGGAGAAAGUGGGAAGGACGGAAAAGAAAAAAAAAAAAGGAAAAUAAGCAAAAAGGGGAAAGAAGGGAACUCGUCAAUGACAAUUAUGCCACCACCAAUACUCCAAGGGUGUGGUGGAGUGAUUGCGUACACUGUCCGAAGCAGUGGGUCUCUUCUUCUUCUUCCUUCUCCCCAUCUCAACAGUCUCUUCCUAACCAUCCACCACCGCCAUCUCCGCGCUUUCGCCUCCUCCGUCACCGCUGCCAAGGCGCCGCCGUGUUCUUCUCGUUGCCCAACUCUCCGUUCUUUCCAUUUCCCUCAGAACGUCAGCUUGUUCCUCACGGGGAACUCUUCCUUCCUCAAGAUGGAGCGGUUUUGGUCUGGCAAUAGCAUUGACAAGAACAAGGCUAUGGUGGACAAUCUGAAGCGUUAUGGAGUGUUCAAUUCGGACAAGGUAGCUGAAGUAAUGGAGAACAUCGACAGGGCUCUGUUUGUGCCGAAUGGAAAUUCUGCUUAUGCUGACACCCCCAUGCCAAUUGGCUACAAUGCCACCAUCUCUGCACCUCAUAUGCAUGCAACUUGUCUUCAGUUGCUGGAGGACUAUCUGAAGCCUGGGAUGCAUGCUCUGGAUGUCGGUUCAGGAACUGGAUAUUUGACAGCAUGCUUUGCCAUGAUGGUGGGCCCAGAGGGCCGUGCAAUUGGUGUAGAUCAUAUUCCGGAACUCGUGGAAACAUCGAUCAAGAAUGUUGAGAAAAGUGCUGCUGCUUCUUUGCUGAAAGAUGGCUCUCUCCAACUGCAUGCUGGAGAUGGAAGGCAAGGUUGGCCAGAGUUUGCACCCUACGAUGCAAUCCAUGUUGGGGCAGCUGCACCUGAAAUCCCACAGCCACUGAUUGAGCAGUUAAAGCCCGGUGGGCGAAUGGUGAUUCCAGUUGGCAGCAUUUUCCAAGACCUGAAGGUUGUUGACAAGAACCAGGAUGGCUCCAUCAGCGUACGGAGUGAAACUUCAGUGCGAUACGUCCCUCUGACUAGCAAAGAUGCUCAACUGAGGGGCAACUGAUCUUUCUAGGAUGCUGGGUUGUAACUCAGGGAUCGCUUAAAUUUCUGGCUCUAGUUAUGUAAAUAAAUUAGUUGUGACUUUGAGCGCUAUCUUACUGCCUUGUCCAGCUCUCUCUGUGCUAAUGAAUCAGAGCUGUUUAGUAGGCAUUGAAUAGUGUGCUUGCUUGUAAUUACCUUUUGAUACCAGCUGAAGGUAUCCUGAAUAACCAGGUCGAUCGAUAUAUAUAAAUUGCUGUGCUAAGCUUUAUACUACUAGACUGUUCGGUAUGGUUUCUCAAUACAACCGAUUCCAGCAAAAUGUUUGUACCGGCAGCAGUCCAGAAUCAUGGCAGACCUUUAAUCAUUUUUCCAGACAAUGUUCAAUAGUUUAUGAAUAUUUGAAUAACCAGUCUGCAAUUUGCUCAGUUUUAGAAUUAUACAGUGAGGGGCUGCAAACCAUGCAAUUUUGGCUUGCGAAAAGUAGCUAUACCUUCAUCGCUUGAAGGGUAAAAUAUGCUGCUGCUGCUCAAUGCACAAAUGCCUUGGGGGGCAUACAUUAAGAAAUCUGACGAGAAACA
This is a messenger RNA of Linum trigynum, 2433 nucleotides long. NCBI's taxonomy places the organism in Eukaryota, Viridiplantae, Streptophyta, Magnoliopsida, Malpighiales, Linaceae. The record is from the annotation of a GenBank genome assembly.